Punica granatum (pomegranate) is the source of this 1636-nucleotide messenger RNA. The record is from RefSeq and is a predicted model, not a curated record. NCBI's taxonomy places the organism in Eukaryota, Viridiplantae, Streptophyta, Magnoliopsida, Myrtales, Lythraceae.
GCAAGCUGCCUUUGAUGAUCCCGAGUUCCAGGCCCGUCCGCAGCCCCUCUUUUUGACUUUUCUCCAAUCUGAACCCUAACGUCAGCAUCUCAUCUUCUCUCUCCCUCCUUGCCUCAACUUAGCGACUUCCUCAGUCGCACUUGCAUAGGUCAGUGGUCUCAAGGAAGAUGAAGAAGAACAGCAGCAGCAGUGAAGAAGGCGACGGUGCUCCUCCUCUUCCGCAAGAGAUCAUAGUGGAGAUUCUGCUGAGGCUGCCGGUGAAGUCAUUGUGCAGAUUCAGGUGCGUUUCCCCUUUGUGGCGCUCCAUCAUCUCCGAUCCCCAAUUCGUCUCCUCCCACUUCGCUUGCUCCUCCGCUCGUCCCAAACUGCUGCUUUCUGUGGAUGAAUAUGAAAAGGCGAGUGAUAAUAUUGCUUCAAAAAUGAAAGGAAAAAUGUUCUUCUCCACGGACUAUCCCGAGAAUUCAGAGGACCUGUGCCAGGUUGCGAGCUACCAUGGCCGAAUUACCACCAUGGGCUACUAUAUUCAAUGUUCUGCGGGUGGCUUGAUCUGCAUUAAUGCUGAAGAGGGAAUCAAAAUUUGUAACCCUAGCACCGCAGAGUGCAUUACCUUUCCCAAUCCCCCGAACCAUGCUGGCUCCUUUUUAGGGUACGAUCCCGUCGAAAAGAAGCACAAGAUUCUGAAAUUCACCUUUACGGAAACGGAGAUGGAAAUUUUAACUCUCGGCGAGAAGGAGUGGAGGAGGAUGAAUCCCUGUCUACUCGAUAUUGAAUCUUUUGAAGGUGACAGUCUGUGUAUUGAGGGGGUCCUGUAUCUUAUUGGUCGGACGGAAGAGGGUGAGGCUUAUUUAGUGGCGUUUGAUGUUAGGUUGGAAAGUUUUCGGGCGGUUCCCUUGCCUGAAGAAUGCGAAUAUUAUUGUUACAAGUAUUUGAUGGAAUUCGGCGGGUGUGUUGCUUUAGUUAACUGUGGGCCGACCAUUGCCAAUACUCUGUAUGGCGAAAUUAGAGCGUGCGUAUUGGACGAUCUACAUAAGCAAGUUUGGAGCUGCAAAGAUGAUAUACCAUCUCCUCACUUGGAUGAUACUCUUCCUAUUGAGCGACUUUGUGUUGGGGUCACUCACGCAGGUGAAUUGGCGUUUGCACCACCGCUAUCUACGGAACCGUUCUGUUGUUAUUUGUACCACAUGAAGGAUGCUUCAUUGAGGAAAAUUGAGAUCUCUGGAUUAUGUGAACGUAUAAGUGCACUGACUGAUGGAAUUUUUGGGCGGGUGAUGAUUUGUUCUCAUGUGGAAAGUCUACAAUCGCUAGGGGAGCUUCGUAUCGACUAGCGGGUCGCCCCUUUUAUUUAUUCGACAUGUAGGUUGGGAAUGGACAAAAAAGGCAGGGAAUGGACGACCUUCGUUGUGAAGGCAGGAGCUAUAUCAUGGAAAUAGUAGAAAGUGGUACGCUCUUCUGGAGAUUGGAAUGUGAAAUGGUUUGUUCUCAAAUGUGUUUGUUCUGUCAGCCUCUUGAUUCCUCUAUAUUGCAAAAUAUGCUCUGUAGACCGAGAAUGUCAAAUGGCCUGACAUUCCAAAGACAAAUGUAUGUUCUGUGUGCAUCUUUUGAUUUUAUAACAAUAAUGUGCAUGUUAACCUUGUAC